UGCUCUUCCCGACCCUGUUGCAGCCCGAACAAAAAAAAAAAGGGAACCCGGCACCAGCCUUUGAGAAACCGGUGAGGAAGCUUGGUUUUGGCCUUCUUUUCUUGUUCAAGAACAAGAUUGGAGCCUUGAAACCUUACCCCCCCUGCUGGAAAUCCUAGAUCUGCUCUGCUCCUUCCUUCCUCAUUGCCGGCUGCUCUUGAUUGUGGGUGAUUUCUGGGCAUUUUUUCGAUUUCCCGAAUUUCCCCCUGAAUUUUCUGCAGUUGCCGCCGGCCUCUUCCCCCUGCCAUGUCCGGUUCUGCAGCUGGAAAAUUCUGGUUCUUGAUCGUUCUGUUAGUUUAGCACUGAGAUUGAGUCUUCGGUUUUAUGGGAGUGAGGUAAGUAAAUUUAUGGUAAUGCACGUAUAGUUUUUAAAAGCAUGUUUUGAUUUGUUUUUGAAGUGGUGGCGGGAUUAAGCCCGUUUUAUGCAAAAGUAAGUAUGACUGAUUUGAAGUGAAAUUUUUAUGCUUUUCAUUAAAUUGAGCAUGCCUACUUGAAAUUUAAUUGAUUGUCCUGAUGAUUUGAAAGUGAUUGGUGAAUUAUGAUUUUUCUGUUAACUUCUGCCUGUUUUGUCUCCAAUGUGGUCAUGUUAUUAGUGACCCUGCUAGUGGGGAUUAUACGCUAGCACAUGUCGACAUGUUAGUGAUAGAGCCGGUUCGUACAAGUGACCCUGCUAGUGGGGAUUAUACACUAGCAAAUAGUGUGCCUGCCAGUGGGAGAUUUAUAACACUGGCCGUGACCUAUAGAGGAGACGUCUAUUUCGUUCCCGUACUUUUUUCCUUGUCCACCAUUUCAGGAAGCAAAACUGAGGACAGGGAAACCACAGGAAGUGACGAGUUAGAAGGCUAGCCAUUUCGAGAUUGAUAUAGAUUUUAGAAAUAAAUCAUGAUCUUGUAAGCUAGAGUGUAUUUGGAAAUUUUAUGAUAUGAAAGCAAAUUUUAAAGAUUUUAUCUUUAGAUUUUGGUGGUUUUGUGUAGGCAAGAAUAGAUUCUUCUAUGUUUAUUUAUAGAACUCACGAGUCUAUGGCUAUUUUGCUACUUUAUGUUGAUGUCAUCAUUUUAACUACUUUUAGCACUUCUUUGAUGUCUGUGCUUAUUUCUCCUUUGAAGAAAGAAUUUUUUAUGAUAGAUUUGGGAGACUUACAUUAUUUUUUGGGGAUUACUAUAAUAGUUAAUUCCACUUGUUUGUUUUUGAAUUAGUCCAAAUAUAUUCUUAAACUUCUU
Messenger RNA from Rubroshorea leprosula, 1259 nucleotides. The record is from the annotation of a GenBank genome assembly. Lineage: Eukaryota; Viridiplantae; Streptophyta; Magnoliopsida; Malvales; Dipterocarpaceae.